Messenger RNA from Ogataea philodendri, 963 nucleotides. RefSeq lists its product as uncharacterized. NCBI's taxonomy places the organism in Eukaryota, Fungi, Ascomycota, Pichiomycetes, Pichiales, Pichiaceae. Gene Ontology annotation, cellular component: catalytic step 2 spliceosome. Bases 1 to 963 code for a protein of 320 amino acids. Gene Ontology annotation, molecular function: RNA binding; protein binding. The transcript has a single exon. The record is from RefSeq and is a predicted model, not a curated record.
AUGUCUCUUGUUGUACACCAGGGCAACACAGACCCCUUUGUGCUGCGAUUGACUGGCCACAAGGGCCCAAUAUUGUCAAAUAGGUUUAAUGACGACGGAUCUUUGCUGGCAUCGGGUGGAGUCGAUCGUAACCUGUGCAUAUGGAGGGUCCCCGAGUCUCCCCAGGAUAUCAAAGAAGAGCUCCAGUUCGAGUUCAACGUCACAAAUAUUACCAAGUCCGCUAUCACAAGUAUCAGAUGGUCACAAACCAACGAAAACCAUUUGUUUGUGGCGUCCGCAGACUCCACAGCUAGUAUAUUCGACAUUGUCAAGAACCGUAAAGUCAAGACAUUCCACCACAAGUCGUGCAUAAACGACCUUUCGAACUCGUCAAGCGACACAUUGGUUACCUGUUCGGACGAUGGCGCGGUCAAGUUGUGGGACUUCCGCUCCAGAUUCGAGCUGGACACAAUCUCAAGCAAAUACCCUGUGCUAUCGUGUGCUAUAGCCAAAAAAGACUACAGAUUCUACUUCGCCGGAAUCAACCCGUCAGUGAUGGCCUACGACGCCAGAAAACGCAACGAGCUUUGCUGGGAAGAAACCAACCACACAAAUAAUGUCACAUCUUUGAGUCUUUCGCCAGACGAUUCUUAUCUGCUUUCAAGAUCUGUGGAUAAUACAAUUAAAUACUAUGAUGCCAGAUUGUCGAGCAAGGGAAAACGCGCAAGACCGUACAUUUUCGAUGGGUCGCGCUCGUCGAACGAGGAUUUCCUGAUACGCAGCCAGAUCGUGAAGAAACUGGACGGCAAAGAGUACGUUAUCAGUGGAUCCAACGACGCUCACGUGUAUGUCUGGGAAUUUGCCAGUCGACGUGUGGUGAGCAGACUUGACGGCCAUAUUGGAGCGGUCUUGGAUGUUGACAGCAACAGUGGACGGCUUGUGAGCGGAUCCAUAGACGGAUCUUUGAUUCUGCGCUCGUUCUAA